CGAGAAAAGGAGAGAUGGACGUGGCGGCGAUGGAGAUGAGGUGGCAAUGGAGAUGGAGACGGAUGUGGCAAUGAAGAAGGUGGAAGGAGGGGAACAUGGUGACAGAGGCGGCGGCAGUGAUGGAGGAGGAGGCGGAGGCAGAGGCGGAGGUGGUGAUGGAGUAGGACGUGGAGGCGAAGGCGGCGAUGGAGGAAGACAAGGAGGCGGAGGUGGCGAUGGAGGACGAGGAGGAGGAGGACGAGGAGGACGAGGAGGAGGAGGAGGACGAGGAGGAGGAGGAAAAGGAAGAGGAAGAAGAGAAGGAGGAAGAAGAGGAGGAGAAGGAAGAAGAAGGAAGAGGAGGAGGAAGAGGAGGAGGAAGAGGAGAAAGAGGAGGAGGAAGAGGAGGAAAAGGAGGAAGAAGAGGAGGAGAAGGAAGGAGGAAGAUGAGGAGGAAGAGGAGGAGGAAGAGGAGGAGGAAGAGGAGGAGGAGAAGGAGGAAGAGGAGGAAGAAGAGAAGGACGAGUAGGAAGGAGUAGAUAAGAAGACAAGAGGAAUGAAGAAGAGGAGGAGGA
Messenger RNA from Chara braunii, 554 nucleotides. The record is from the annotation of a GenBank genome assembly. NCBI's taxonomy places the organism in Eukaryota, Viridiplantae, Streptophyta, Charophyceae, Charales, Characeae.